AGUGAGUCGACGUUGGACAAGACGCUUUAUGCUCGCUAGCUAGCUAUAGUUUGGGUGUUUACUUCGAUAUCUUGUGGUUUUCACCAGCGAUUAAUAAUUCAUUUUGUGGGUUUACUUGCGUCUUAAUAUCAUGUUGGGUAGCUUGUCGAUUCGGUCUUUCAAUCGCAAUGUAAUUGCGGCAAAACCCUGUGUUGUUUUGUAUCGCUAGCUGGCUAGGACCGAAGUUACUAGCGUUGGCUAGCUGAUGCCCACUCCUCUGUGCAGGUGGCAUUAUCACAGAGAGUCUUUGAUUAACUUUAGACAUCGUGACUAUCGUAUUCGUAACAGUCUGUGACACCUAUUCAUGCUCUAAAGGAUAAUCAUUUGGAAACAUGUUUAUGCCAAGAGCACUGAAAGUGAAGAGACCAACAGACAACACAAGUCAGGUGCUUAAGAAGAAGUGCAAGCUGAGCCAGGAGGGAGAGAAGGAAGGCAGUGAUGGCACAGGACAACCCCCCAACCCCAGCCUUCAGACGUCCUCUACAGCUCCCUGUGAGAGUGAAGAGACAAACAUGAACGCUGAGACACAGGUGAAGCCUGCCUACCAGGAGACACACCUUCCAACCCUGGAACAGGGUACAGGGAGUCCUAUACGAGCACCAGAGGACCAACAGUCCUCAGAGUCCAGCCCAGAGGACAGUGAAGAAGAAGAAGAAGAGGAGCCUGUAAAAUCCUUCAGAAAGAGCCAGAGAUGGCCUGAACCGGGGGAGCCCAUCUGUGUCAUGUGUAGUCGCUUCGGGGAGUACAUCUGCGACAGCACCGACAACGAUGUGUGCAGCCUAGAGUGCAAGGCCAGUCACCUGGCUAAAAUGGGCAUGGGCACAGGGGAGGAUGCCUUUAACCGUGACGACACAGGGGAGAAGAGGACUUCACAAUGUGGACAGCCAGCUGUUGACAGAGCUGGCAAUAGUGUCGAGGACUUAUACAAGGACUAUUCCUACAAGGAAGAUGCAUUUAUCUCUGGGUUGACAGAGGAGCAAGUGCAGCGGGUAAAGCAGGAGCUGGGCAUUGUGACAGAGGGCAGGGAGGUGGGCAGGCCCAUCAUAGAGUUUGGGCAAUGUAACCUUCCCCCGACUCUCAGUACCAACCUGAAGAAGGCAGGGUAUGAGGCGCCCACCCCUGUUCAGAUGCAGAUGGUGCCCGUUGGCUUGGCUGGCAGGGACGUGAUUGCCAGUGCUGACACAGGUUCCGGGAAGACGGUGGCCUUUCUGCUGCCAGUGGUAGUGUGCGCUUUGGAGGUACAGUGAAAUACAGUUUUGUGGCAGACUGUAUUAUCACACUGAAUUAUCACACAGAACCGAACAGUGCUGGGUCUGAAAGUUCUUUUCAUGUUUACAGUGAGGGGAAAAAAGUAUUUGAUCCCCUGCUGAUUUUGUACGUUUGCACACUGACAAAGACAUGAUCAGUCUAUAAUUUUAAUGGUAGGUUUAUUUGAACAGUGAGAGACAGAAUAACAACAAAUAAAUUCAGAAAAAUGCAUGUAAAAAAUGUUAUAAAUUGAUUUGCAUUUUAAUGAGGGAAAUAAGUAUUUGACCCCUCUGCAAAACAUGACUUAGUACUUGGUGGCAAAACCCUUGUUGGCAAUCACAGAGGUCAGACAUUUCUUGUAGUUGGCCACCAGGUUUGCACACAUCUCAGGAGGGAUUUUGUUCCACUCCUCUUUGCAGAUCUUCUCCGAGUCAUUAAGGUUUCAAGACUGACGUUUGGCAACUCGAACCUUCAGCUCCCUCCACAGAUUUUCUAUGGGAUUACGGUCUGGAGACUGGCUAGGCCACUCCAGGACCUUAAUGUGCUUCUUCUUGAGCCACUCCUUUGUUGCCUUGGCCGUGUGUUUUGGGUCAUUGUCAUGCUGGAAUACCCAUCCACGACUCAUUUUCAAUGCCCUGGCUGAGGGAAGGAGGUUCUCACCCAAGAUUUGACGGUACAUGGCCCCGUCCAUCGUCCCUUUGAUGCAGUGAAGUUGUCCUGUCCCCUUAGCAGAAAAACACCCCCAAAGCAUAAUGUUUCCACCUCCAUGUUUGACGGUGGGGAUGGUGUUCUUGGGGUCAUAGGCAGCAUUCCUCCUCCUCCAAACACGGCGAGUUGAGUUGAUGCCAAAGAGCUCAAUUUUGGUCUCAUCUGACCACAACACUUUCACCCAGUUCUCCUCUGAAUCAUUCAGAUGUUCAUUGGCAAACUUCAGACGGCCCUGUAUAUGUGCUUUCUUGAGUAGGGGGACCUUGCGGGCGCUGUAGGAUUUCAGUCCUUCACGGCAUAGUGUGUUACCAAUUGUUUUUGUGGUGACUAUGGUCCCAGCUGCCUUGAGAUCAUUGACAAGAUCCUCCCAUGUAGUUCUGGGCUGAUUCCUCACCAUUCUCAUGAUCAUUGCAACUCCACAAGGUGAGAUCUUGCAUGGAGCCCCAGGCCGAGGGAGAUUGACAGUUCUUUUGUGUUUCUUCCAUUUGCGAAUAAUCGCACCAACUGUUGUCACCUUCUCACCAAGCUGCUUGGCGAUGGUCUUGUAGCCCAUUCCAGCCUUGUAUAGGUCUACAAUCUUGUCCCUGACAUCCUUGGAGAGGUCUUGGCCAUGGUGGAGAGUUUGGAAUCUGAUUGAUUGAUUGCUUCUGUAGACAGGUGUCUUUUACACAGGUAACAAGCUGAGAUUAGGAGCACUCCCUUUAAGAGUGUGCUCCUAAUCUCAGCUCGUUACCUGUAUAAAAGACACCUGUCUUUUACUUGGUCCUCUGUACUUGGUCCUCUGUAGCUCAGCUGGUAGAGCACGGCGCUUGUAACGCCAAGGUAGUGGGUUCGAUCCCCGGGACCACCCAUACACAAAAUGUAUGCACGCAUGACUGUAAGUCGCUUAGGAUAAAAGCGUCUGCUAAAUGGCUUAUUAUUAUUAUUAUUAUUAAAGACACCUGGGAGCCAGAAAUCUUUCUGAUUGAGAGGGGGUCAAAUACUUAUUUCCCUCAUUAAAAUGCAAAUCAAUUUAUAACAUUUUUGACAUGCAUUUUUCUGGAUUUUUGUUGUUGUAAUUCUGUCUCUCACUGUUCAAAUAAACCUACCAUUAACAUUAUAGAUUGAUCAUUUCUUUGUCAGUGGGCAAACGUACAAAAUCAGCUGGGGAUCAAAUACUUUUUUCCCUCACUGUACCUUUUCAGCACGGUUCCAGCAACUACGGUGGAACAUACCUACCUAGGCCAGCUCAGUACAGCUUUGUUAGGCUCGGUUGUUGUUUGAAAGCUCCUUAGUGUAUCUCUCAUGAUACUCUUUUACCUUUGAGGUAGCCUUGGUGUCAUGGUUGUGAAAAAUACUGGAAUUAUUUUUUUCACAAUAUUGAGCAACAAAGGAGGAACUUUAAAGUUGAACAAAAAGAGAAACAAAAAAAGGCACAUCAAGGUUUCUCAGAAAGGACUCUAAAACAAACACUUAAAACAGUUUGAUGUAUUGCAUCCUCACUGUUGGCACCUAUUUCAGCUAUAAGUACCUAGGCAUAAACUUUGAAAAUCCAGCACAGCUGUUAACACAAUUUGAUCCAUUCCCUCACUGGGGACCCCUUGAAGCAACAGCAAUGAGUAAUUCAUAAGCACAGGCCUAUUUAUGUUCUAUAGCUUAGCUACACUUUCAAGUGAUAGGCUAUACUAUGCAGAUACCCAUGAGAAAGUCUACAGCCAUUCAAAAACGGAUGCAAAUAGCCGGAUCUUUGUACAGUAGAAACAUGAUAAUAUUGUCUCGAUUCUAUCUAUGUGCAAAGUAUAGUUACCACUUGCCAUAAGAAACAUUAAGUGAAUGUAUACUGCUGUAUGUGGCAAAACAAGUAGACCUAACCUAUAAGCAUUUUAUGUGGCUUUGAGUGAUGUAAUACAAUGAACUAUAUAUUGGUCUGGUAGAAGCAGACUGUGGCAUCCUGAUGGUGUGAUUAUCACAAAAAUGUGAUCUAAAAACCUUAGCCAUACCCCUACCCUUAUGGAGCCUUUUCAGAAAUGAAAACCUGCAAAAUGUGUGAAAGUUACCAGAAUGCCUAAGACCAAAAAGCUCAUUUUGUUUAUAAAUAUUUUCUUCACCCCAGAGGCUAGUGGAGGGUGGUCCCGGGGGUCCGGCGGCUCUCAUCCUGACCCCCACCAGGGAGCUGGCCAUCCAGAUCGAGAGGCAGGCCAAGGAGCUGGUGAUAGGCCUACCCAACAUGAGGACUGCCCUGCUGGUGGGAGGCAUGCCCCUGCCCCCACAGCUCCACCGCCUCAAGAGCACCAUCAAGGUACAACGUUACCUGAACAUUUCUCAUGAUGCUGUACAAUAGUGUACAAUCUUACGUCAAUGUUUCAAAGAGAGUACUGGGCAAUAUUAAGUCAUUGUUAUACAGUAUGUCAAUAUUACAUUUCCAUAACCUUGCAAUGAAGGCCCUCCACAGUUUUAAUUUGUUUUUCCCUUAAUUGCCUUCUAGAUAAUAAUUGCCUUCUUAAUUGCCUUGUAGAUAAUAAUCGCCUCCUUAAUUGCCUUCUAGAUAAUAAUCGCCUUCUUAAUUGCCUUCUAGAUAAUAAUUGCUACCCCAGGACGACUUCUGGAGAUCCUAAAACAGAAGGCAGUGCAGCUGGAUGGAGUGAGGGUUGUGGUGGUUGAUGAGGUAAAUAUGCCUCCUCCUCAUAGCAUUUCAAUUAAGAACACUGUUAUGCAGGCAUUUUGAAAUAAUAAAAAAGGCACCUGCCCUUUUGUUUGACAGGGACAGUGCACAUUAAUCAACAUUUCAGUGUUCACAUCGAUGUAAAUGUGCCAGAGUUGGCAAAAGGCACACCCCCAUCCUGUGUACCAGUAAUACUAUUUCGACAUUGUUCAGCGGAAGACAAAAUCGUUUAUCCUCUUAUCAACCUUAUUUAGACUGAUUAACUCUUGUAUUUGGAGUGCAGGCGGACACCAUGCUGAAGAUGGGCUUUCAGCAGCAGGUCCUGGAGGUUCUGGAGAACAUCCCGGAGGAGCACCAGACCCUGCUAACGUCCGCCACCAUCCCUAAGGGCACAGAGCAGCUGGCGGCCCGACUGACCCAUGACCCGGUCCGUAUCGCCAUCGGGGACAAGAACCAGCCCUGCGCCAACAUCCGCCAGAUAGUGCUCUGGGUGGAGGAGCCCUCCAAGAAGAAGAAGCUCUUUGAGAUUUUAAAUGUAGGUGAUUUUCAAUUGUUUUUCUUCAGUGUACUGGGUUGUGUUCAUUAGGCAGCAAACGGAAGAAAACCGACUGAAACAGGGAGGGUCCAAUAAGAAACACUUGUUUUUGUUUUCUGUUGUAAAAUUAUUUAAAAUGUUCUCCGUUGCGUGGCCUCAUGAACACGACCCUGGUGUAAAUUACAUUUAAUGUUCAUUUGGGAAUUUGAAUUACUUAAUGAAUAACUUAAUUACUGGCAUUUUCUGUAUAGUGUUAUUAAAAACAUGCUCUGAAACUUUGGCGACUACUAAGUAUUUUUUUAAACCUCCCGCUUUGGGCUGGAUGUGUCAAUGUGUAGUUCAUACAUGCAUAAUGUAUCAGCAGAAGUACUGUCUUACCUCAAUUAGCCACAAAAUCCCUAGUUUGAAAGCGACUGUUUUUCUGGAAGCUGUGCUCCUACAUUUCCCCCCCCACGUGGGCCAGCCCCCUAGCAAUUCAAGUUCUAGCCAAUGAGCUUCAGUCCCUCUGCAUUUGAGUGACAGCUAGCAAGAUUCCAACACAGCACAUGAUGUUGUACGCAAUUUUCUGGGAACACUUUUAGCUUGUGAGUGCUACUUUCAGAACUACUGGCUAAAAAUUAUACAAAAUUAUGGAGAAUCUCUUUAGCUCUGUCAAAUGGGAAUUCCUGCAGUAGCUCCUGAAGACUAGUCUCCCACUGGACCAUAUUAAGACAGCAGUCGCUGCAGCCCUGCCCCCCUCUCCAGAGGAAAUGGAUGGGCCCUCAGCCAUGGCUUCGCUCCAGGAAACUGAGCAACGGCUCAGACCAUCUAUAUAAGGUAGGGAGCGGGAAGAGGCUGUGCUUUCACAGACCCGUUGGCGAAAUGACAUUACUGCAUAGAUCAACGUUACCAUCCAGGGGGAUGUUGACUUGUACUCCUAUAUUUUACCUGCAACCCACUGUCUAUUUUCCAACAAUUUUAAUACAGAGGGUUUUUUUCUAUUACACUGAACAAAAAUAUAAACGCAACAUGUAAAGUGUUGGUUUCAUGAGCUGAAAUAAAAGAUCCCAGAAAUGUUCCAUACGCACAAAAAGCUUAUUUCUCUAAAGGUUUGCACAAAUUUGAUCAUUCCUCCUUUGCCAAGAUAAUCCAUCCACCUGACAGCUGUGGUGUAUCAAGAAGCAGAUUUUUUUUUACAGCAUGAUCAUUACACAGGUGCACCUUGUGCUGAGGACAAUAAAAGGCCACUCUAAAAUGUGCAGUUUUGUCACACAACACAACGCCACAGAUGUCUCAAGUUUGUCUAUCGGUGUGGAAGAACUUGACUGCACUCGACAAAGCCCUGACCUCAGCCCUGACCUCAGCCCCAUCGAAAACCUUUGGGUUGAAUUGGAACGCAGACUGCGAGCCAGGCCUGAUCGCCCAACAUCAGUGCCCGACCUCACUAAUGCUCUUGUGGCUGAAUGGAAGCAAGUCCCUGCAGCAAUAUUAAUGCCCAUGAAUUUGGAAUGAGAUGUUUGACGAGCAGGCGUCCACAUACUUUUGGACAUUGUAGUGUAUUUCUGUCACGAUUGACCUGUCUUUUGUUUUUGCCCACCCAGGACGGAAAGCUGUACCAGCCUCCGGUGGUGGUGUUUGUGGACUGUAAGCUUGGGGCGGACCUACUGUGUGAGGCCGUGAAGAAGAUCAUGGGCCUCAACACGGUGGCCAUGCACUCAGACAAGACCCAGUGGGAACGCAACCGCAUCCUCAAGGUAAGGCCUGUGGCAGCCAGGUUUCAUUCAUUCGCACCAAACGGAAGAUGACAGACUGUAACAGAGAAGGAGUGCCAGGACUUGUCCAAUAAGAAACACUCAUUUUUCAUUUACAGAUUCAAAACAUUAAGAAAUGGUGGUCCUCUGUAGCUCAGCUGGUAGAGCACGGCGCUUGUAACGCCAAGGUAGUGGGUUCGAUCCCCGGGACCACCCAUACACAAAAAAAUGUAUGCACGCAUGACUGUAAGUCGCUUUGGAUAAAAGCGUCUGCUAAAUGGCAUAUUAUUAUUAUUAUUAAGAAAUGUUGUCAUUUGCGUAGGACCCUCAAGGUGUAUUCAGUGGAAUGUUCAAAGGGUUUCCCUGGCUACUGGACAGUAUUGUACCAUACACACUAGGUCUGACGGUGAGAGGAGGACCCAUUGAUCCUCUCCCUUCGUUGAGACUGACCAUCAGGUGCAGGAACCAUCAGUCCAGUAACAUAAAGAAAGCACAUUAUUUCAAUUUAUGCUCACUCCGACCUACUGCACAAACCUCAUUGCCAUAUAACUGUUUUUAAUAGGUUAAUGUUGCGUAAGUUUAAGUCAUGUUUAAAAAGAAAUCGGAGCGGUAGAUCUCGGCCUGCAUUUUGACUCGGUGUUCUCGACUCAGAAAAAUUUGGUUACCGCUGCACUAGGAUCAGUUUAGCCUUCUAAAGAUCAUAAUGAAUAAGAUGACAUGGAUCUUAGAACAGUGCUCCUACUCCGAGAUGCUUUAUGAAUACGGGCCCAGGUCUGGCUAUUAUGGCUCAAACAGAAAAGCUAGGCAAAGGCAGUUUACUUCCAUAAAGAGUAUUAUACCGUUAAGCUGUUUCAUACCCCCUCCUCAGGGUCUACUUGAAGGGGACUUUGAAGUGGUGGUCAGCACUGGCGUACUGGGCAGAGGGCUCGACCUGGUCAACGUCAAAUUGGUGGUCAACUUUGACAUGCCAUCCAACAUGGAUGAGUAUGUUCAUCAGGUGGGUAAAUUUGCUAUUGUUGUGCAUGGGAAAAUCUGAUGUGCUUUUGUCUGUGACAAUACCAUCUUGCAUCUUGGCGGGAGCAUCUGGCAAAUAAUAUUUUCUGUUUAGUAUUGUGUACAAUUGGAUGAAGGUGGGGGGGGUGGGGGGGAUUUGCCACUCAUUCUGGGGUGACUUUUACACUCCUUCCUCCCAGGUGGGCAGAGCAGGCAGACUGGGCCACCGGGGCACAGCCAUCACGUUUGUCAACAACGACAACAAGCGUCUGUUCCUGGAGGUGGUGAACCGGGUGAAGCCCACAGGUUCCCAGCUGCCCCCCCAGCUUCUCAACUCCCCCCACCUCCAUGAGCAGCAGAGGAGGGACAAACAGAAAGCCAAGCAAAGAGGGGAGGAUGAUGUCAUGGUCACCAAGACCAACCUCCUCGACAUCAUCCGGAAACACAACAGGAGCUCAAAGAGAUAGACAGAUGCACUUGUUAUUAUGCUACUUUGUGUUUGUGUGUAUAUCUGAGUAAUUUGUCAAUUUUGAAUAAAAUUUUAUGAACAUGAUUGAGUUGUAAUUUCGAUUUUACGGUUUUAUAAAGAUGUGAAUUUAGGAAAUACUGCCAUCUGCCUGUCAAACACAGGUUUGGCAUGUUUUGGAUUUUUUGCUGUGGACGGUGACGUAAUUAUCUGUCUAGCCAAUAGCAGAUCGCUGAUAGGAGUUUGAAAUCGACGCGGGGCGGAAGAGAAGUCAACCAAGACUGAAAUGGUAAACAAACCCACAAAAAACUGAGUUGAAUCUUUGCUGUUUUGAGGAGUAGGUAGCUGGCAAAUAUAAUUAAAUGUCCGAAUUAUAUUAACUUUUAAGAAGUAAAC
Coregonus sp. 'balchen' is the source of this 8756-nucleotide messenger RNA. NCBI's taxonomy places the organism in Eukaryota, Metazoa, Chordata, Actinopteri, Salmoniformes, Salmonidae. The record is from the annotation of a GenBank genome assembly.